Molecule: messenger RNA, 1572 nt
Organism: Lichtheimia ornata
Lineage: Eukaryota; Fungi; Mucoromycota; Mucoromycetes; Mucorales; Lichtheimiaceae
Product: acetyl-CoA hydrolase
Exons: 5
Coding region: 1-1572 (523 amino acids)
Biological process (GO): acetate metabolic process
Cellular component (GO): mitochondrion
Molecular function (GO): acetate CoA-transferase activity; acetyl-CoA hydrolase activity
Source: RefSeq, a predicted model, not a curated record
AUGUCUUCUGUCAGCGCUGCUUUGAAAUCACGUAUUCGCCGUCCACAACUUCUCAAGAAGGUCAUGAAGGCUGAAGAUACCGUUCCCAUUUUCCAAGAUGGUCAAUACCUUGGAUGGUCUGGAUUCACUGGUGUUGGCUACCCAAAAAUGAUCCCAGCUGCCCUUGCCGAUCACGUUGAAAAGAACAAUCUCCAAGGAAAGAUGAAGUUCAACUUGUUUGUUGGUGCAUCCACGGGUGCCGAGACCGAAGAUCGUUGGGCACGUUUGGACAUGAUUGAUCGCCGCUAUCCCCAUCAAGUGGGCAAGAAUAUCAAAAAGGGCAUCAAUGAAGGCCGCAUUCGCUUUGCUGAUAAGCAUCUGUCAAUGUUCCCGCAAGAUUUGCUCUAUGGCUAUUACACCAAGGACAAGCCCAACAACAAGCUUGAUGUAGUCAUUGUCGAAGCCACUGCUAUCACUGAAGAUGGUGCUAUUGUUCCUGGUGCCUCUGUUGGUGCCACCCCCGAAUUGCUCCAAAUGGCCGACAAGGUCAUUAUCGAAGUCAACACUCGUAUCCCCUCUUUUGAAGGCCUUCAUGAUAUGGUGAUGGGCUGCAAGCCUCCUCAUCGCAAGCCCUACCUUAUCAUGAACACUGAGGAUCGUAUUGGCACGACCGCCCUCCCUAUCGAUCAAGACAAGAUUAUCGCUGUUGUUGAGAGUGAUCGUCCAGAUAAUACUGGUCCCAAUUCGCCUGCUGAUGCCACCUCCGAAGCUAUUGCUAGCCAUCUUAUUGAAUUCCUCUCUCAUGAAGUUAAGAUGGGUCGUCUUCCCGAUAACCUCUUGCCCUUGCAAUCGGGUAUUGGUAACAUUGCCAACGCUGUUAUUGGUGGUUUAGCCAAAUCACCUUUCAAGGACGUCACUGUCUUUACAGAGGUGUUGCAAGAUACUUUCCUUGAAUUCUUUGAUUCCGAUAAGCUCAAGUUUGCCAGUGCCACAUCCAUUCGUUUCUCGCCUGAAGGAUUUGAUCGCUUCUACAACAACUGGGAAAAGUAUAAGGAUCGUCUUUUGUUGCGUUCUCAACAAGUCUCCAACUCGCCUGAAAUCAUUCGUCGUCUUGGUUGUAUCGCUAUGAACACCCCUGUUGAAGUGGAUAUCUAUGCACAUGCCAAUUCUACUAUGGUGUGCGGCUCUGGCAUGUUGAAUGGUCUUGGUGGAUCUGGCGACUUUUUGCGUAACGCAUCCCUGUCAAUUAUGCAUACACCCUCGUCUCGUCCUUCAAAGACCGAUCCUACCGGUAUCUCGUGCAUUGUUCCAUUUGCUACCCAUAUCGAUCACACCGAGCACGAUCUCGAUAUUAUUGUGACUGAACAAGGUCUUGCUGAUGUUCGUGGCCUUUGCCCACGUGAUCGCGCCCAAGUCAUUAUUGACAAGUGUGCCCAUCCUGAUUACAAGCCUCUUCUUCAAGACUACUUUGACUUUGCCACCAAGCGUUGUCUUGCCGCUGGUCGUGGUCACGAGCCCCACAUGCUUGAAAAGGCAUUCAAGAUGCAUACCAACCUUACGGAAAAGGGUACCAUGAAGAUUGACUCUUGGUAA